GAAGUUCGCGCACCAUGUCGCGGUCCACUACAUCAUCGCGCCCAAGUUCGCGAGCCAAGCGAGUUAUCGUACCACCCGAGCCAGAAGAGCCCGUCAUCACAGUUGAAGAGGUCGACGACGCGACGGAGAGCGCGGAAAUUCUGAAGGGAGUCGCGGAGGAGGAUGAGGACGAGGAGAGCGACGAGUAUGAGAUAGAGAAGGACUAUAGUGAUUCUGGGGAAGAGUACGAGGAGGAAGACGAUGGACCUAGUCUGACGGCCUUGCUGCUCGUGAACCCGGACCAACAACAAGGCAUCGUGCAAGAAGCAGACGACGACGAUGAAGAGUACGAUGCGGAACCAGAGCAUCCCCGAAGUCCCCCCUCGUCAGGCUCUCCGCCGCGGUCCCCACCAUCCUCUACGCACAAGCGCAGUCACUCGCUAGUCGAAGACGAUGAGUCCGGGCUGCCAGAGUUGGAGAGGAAGAGGAAGAGGAUGAUUACGAAGUGAAGAGGAAGGGCGACCAGAUGUUCCUGCGCACGCACUCCUUUCUGACGCCGUCUGCACCAUCGCGCCCGGCAACAACCUUUCUUGGUCGACUUGCGACAUGCGUGCUGCGCUGCGCUGAACUAUGUGAUCAUAGACUAUCAUGC
This is a messenger RNA of Schizophyllum commune H4-8, 631 nucleotides long. RefSeq lists its product as uncharacterized. The transcript has 4 exons. The record is from RefSeq and is a predicted model, not a curated record. The coding region runs from base 15 to 488 and encodes 157 amino acids. Lineage: Eukaryota; Fungi; Basidiomycota; Agaricomycetes; Agaricales; Schizophyllaceae.